Messenger RNA from Gryllus bimaculatus (two-spotted cricket), 2271 nucleotides. The record is from the annotation of a GenBank genome assembly. NCBI's taxonomy places the organism in Eukaryota, Metazoa, Arthropoda, Insecta, Orthoptera, Gryllidae.
CUGAAAUGGGCAUCAGAGUGAAGGUAGGUUCUAGCAUGUUUUAAAUAUAUUGAAUAUUUUUCUUACACCUGCCCUACAACUAAAUCUUAUUUAGUUUGCUAAUAGUAAGAGAGUAUCGUCUGUGUAACAUCUUUUUUUUCUUCGUUAUAUCACUUUUUCCACCAAACUUGAAUACUCAUCUUCCGUUUCGUGGUUAUUUGUUGUCACGAGCUGUAUAAUCCAUUACCUUCUGGUUUGGCGUGUAUUGCAAGUAGAGAAGAGGAAGAAGAUUAACAAUUUGUAUUUGUAGUUGUACUGCACUACAAGGUUACACGAAAGAGAAAGCCAUUCGGUCGUGUUCUCCAGUGACUACUAAUUUUCUUUACUUGACGCGACUCGCCUUAAAUGACAUAAAUUGCUCUUCCCCUACCCUUUUAUGGAGUUUGAUUAGGAGGUUGCAUAAGAGUCCUUUAUACGAAAUUUGAGUUCCUCCAUUGACCCUUCACCCAUUUUCGUUAUGGCCGUGCCUUGGGAAUGUUUGCGGCUUGUAUCGAUCUCCCGAAAUGCAGGGGUUACAUUUCGCCACUCCUGGUUCUUACAUCCAGGGCAUUUCCACCGUAAAAGAUAUUGUAUUUAUAAUCCUGGCGAGGGACCGGAGAUGCGCGAGAGGGCUGCCAGAUUGUGCCGGGACUACCUUCACGGUGCAUGGAAAAGCAUAACGCCAAAGGACAUAGUUUUGAAAAGAAUUAGUGGGGGACUAAGCAACUGGCUGUACCAUGUUUCACUGCCAACAUCACUGUCACCCAAGGGAUCUGAACCAUCUCAAAUACUGUUGCGGCUCUAUGGCCAAAUACAUGGAGAAAGAGCAUUAGAAGGCCUCAUAACAGAAUCUGUUAUUUUUACCUUGCUCUCUGAACGACAUCUUGGACCUAAAUUGCAUGGGAUUUUCCCUGGAGGACGCAUUGAAGAGUAUAUUCCAGCUAGAGCUCUUCAUAGCAGUGAAUUGAGUAAUUCAAUCAUCAGUCCAUUAAUUGCAGAAAAAAUGGCACAAGUACAUUUAAUGAAUGUUCCCAUUAGUAAGGAGCCACGAUGGUUGUGGGACACAAUUGACAGGUGGUUGAAAAAUGUUGAAGCAAACUUGGACAAUGUGGAAGAUAUAAAGCCAAGUGAUCUUCCCUUCAUUCAGAAAAUUAAAUCAUACAAUUUGAAGAGUGAAGCACAAUGGUUGAAGAAGUUUUUGACAAAAGUUCAGUCUCCUGUUGUGUUUUGUCAUAAUGAUUUGCAAGAAGGAAAUAUUCUUCUGUUGAAUGGAGAUCUCCUCAAUGAAAAAUCUGAAGACACUCGUCUCGUUUUAAUCGACUUUGAAUACUGUUCAUACAACUAUCGUGGUUUUGAUAUGGCUAAUCAUUUUAUUGAAUGGAUGUAUGAUUACACAAAUCCAGAACAUCCCUACUUUUCAGUGCGUCACAAGCACUACCCUACUAAGGAACAACAGCUGCUGUUCAUAAGGAGUUACUUGAGAGCUUUGAGGAAAGAGCAGGAAAGAUUACACAUAAAUUCUGAAGAAGAACUGGCACUUUUGCAUGAAGUACAUGCUUUCACUCUAGCUUCACACUUCUUCUGGGGUCUGUGGAGUUCUGUUAAUGCAAGAAUUUCUUCAAUUUCAUUUGGGUAUUGGGAAUAUGCUGUGGAAAGAUUGGAGUCAUACUUUUUUUGGAAGAAUGCUCUUAAAAAUAAUUCUCCCAUUGUUGAACUUCCCGUGAAAAGAAAACUAGAUGAUAUGGAAGGGUGAUGUGAUGCAUUCCAGAAAUCACAUGUGUUACAUUUGCAUACUAAGUAGCAAUUGCACACAUCAUGCUGUAUGACUGAUUCAGAACAUCUCUAUCUGCUGGUGGUCAUACCUGCAUAAUUCAAGUUGUGGCAGACACUGAAGUUUCAAAAUGAGGCACACAUCAACUUGUUAUUGGAUAAAUUAGUCCUGAGUUAAAUCAUUGAACCUCCGAAUAUCUGUGUAAAGAUUGCAGAUGGAGGAACAGAAUUGCACAUUCUUUGUAAAAGAAGUUUCCUUUUACUUAUAUACUUCAAAUGGAGAGGGAUGCCAUGUACAUUGCCUGAUCUACUAUUGAAGUACUCAGAGAAGACUGUUCCAGCAUUGUCUCUGAACAUUGUUGGUUUUUAAUUAUUGUUUCUCUUUAUAUGUUGUUAUAUGUAUAUGUGAUGUUUUUAUUUAUAAAAAUAUAUUCUGUAAAACUGUAAAUCUCACUGUAAAUAUAUUUUCUUUUACUCAAAGAA